This is a messenger RNA of Xiphias gladius (swordfish), 231 nucleotides long. RefSeq names its product hepatitis A virus cellular receptor 1-like. The transcript has 3 exons. The annotation marks the transcript as partial. The record is from RefSeq and is a predicted model, not a curated record. NCBI's taxonomy places the organism in Eukaryota, Metazoa, Chordata, Actinopteri, Istiophoriformes, Xiphiidae.
AUGGAGGUUGAGACAACAAAACCACCUGUAGUCACCACUGGCCCAGUUACAACCUCUAUCACCACUGUUGAAACUACAACCUCCGUGCCAGGUGUCACGACAACAAGCCCAGAAACCACAGUUGUAACAUCAAAACCAUCUGUCAGUACCACGACUACUAAUGUACCUGUAACAACAACUAAGGGAACGACAGUCAAACCGUUUGAAACAACAACAUCAGAAGAAACAACG